Paramuricea clavata is the source of this 579-nucleotide messenger RNA. The record is from the annotation of a GenBank genome assembly. NCBI's taxonomy places the organism in Eukaryota, Metazoa, Cnidaria, Anthozoa, Malacalcyonacea, Plexauridae.
AUGGAUACAUGCCGUGAACAUGCCACUGUUAUGAAGAAAGAGAUGUUAAAGUCAACAAACAAGAAUGUUGUCAUGAUAAAGAAGCUAAUGGUUCUUACAUACCCUUUCAGGAGGGAGAAGAUUCUUGCUGAACCAACCGCGGUUGAGGACAUCACAAAGGAGUAUCCUGCACUAAAUCUGAUUUCAGAAGUAAGUUAUUCAAGUGUAGAUUCGGAUUUUAUCUGAUAUUGAUUCAGGCACUAGAUUAUUGCAGUAGUGUCCAGCAGUGUGUGAGAAUUCUAUUUUACUUUGGCUAACAAUGUUUUGCUUGUCUAGGAGAAUGUUGCAAUUGGCCAGUGCCAAUUGUGCUGUCGCUUUAAAAACAUUCUUUAUUUUUUGUUCACUUUGUAGUUUAAAUCAGAAUUCGGCAGGGUUAUGGAGGAUAAAACGAUUCUGAAAGAAAUGAGUGCAACAUUUACAGCAGUGGUCAAACCAAAGUUGUUGGCACUUGCCAAGGAAAAGGGCGAAAGAAAAAUUCUAGAAGAAAUGCAAGAAUUGAUUUCCAUGGAAACAAGUAAAAGAUCUGGUAUUACACCUUAA